Messenger RNA from Cutaneotrichosporon oleaginosum, 1193 nucleotides. RefSeq lists its product as uncharacterized. NCBI's taxonomy places the organism in Eukaryota, Fungi, Basidiomycota, Tremellomycetes, Trichosporonales, Trichosporonaceae. The record is from RefSeq and is a predicted model, not a curated record. Gene Ontology annotation, cellular component: cytosol.
AUGUCAUCUCGACCUGCAGCGUCACGUAGUGAGUGCUGCUUGUUGUGAGUGAGUGAGCAGCAGUGGGCGAUGGGCGACGCGUGUAUGGUAGCGACACAGCACAAGCACACAAGUCUCGCCUUCGAUCUCUUUCUCAUGACGGAGCGGACCUCCGCCUCCACCUCCGCCUGGUGCGCUUCAGCUCAGCGCCCUCUGACGUCGCGGCAUGCCACAACUUAUAACUCUCUCACCGCUCACAUCUGACUCAACUCACAAACUCUUCUCGUCCGACCUCCCGACAUGGCCUCCUAUGCGAACGAGCUGCGCGCCGCGCACGAGCAGACUUGGAAGGCGGCCACGACGCACCGGUUCGUGCGCGAGCUGUGGGCCGAUACCCUCCCUGCCUCCGUCAUGCACCGCUACCUCUCGCAGGACUACCUGUUCUGCGACACGUUCGUCGCGCUCAUGGGCUCGGCCGUGAGUAACUCGGACAACCCCGGUGUGCGCCUCUCCGUCGCGCGCCAGCUCGGAUUCGUGGCCGGGGACGAGGACGACUUCUUCCGGCGUGCCCUCUCUUCUCUUGACCACUCUUUCAAACCCACCACAUCCAUCUCGGUCGCCCCCCACGCACUCGAAGUGCCCUCGGGCCAUCACGCAUACUCGCCGCUCCCGGUCACGGCGGGCCUCCUCGCGGUUAUGGAUGAGGCGCGCGCCUCGUACGCUGCGGCCAUCACUGUCCUCCUCGUUGCCGAGUGGGUGUACCUCGACUGGGCGACAUCACACCCCGCGUCCAUGAUGCCCAAAGAGUGGACCAAUGCGAAGUGGAUCGAGCUGCACAGCGGCCCUGCUUUUGAGGCGUGGGUCGAGUUGCUGCGCAACGAGUUCGAUCGCGUCGCGGUCCAGGGCGGUAACAAAGUCAAGGUUGAGAUGGAGACGUUUUUCGCGCGCACCAUCAAGCUCGAGCUCGAGUUCUUCAAUGCUGCAUACGAGAAGUAGAGCCCAUAUCUGUGGCAGAAGCGUGUGACACAUCAGACCUCAAGGUCAGACGCAAGCGAGCGGAGUCCUAGCAGGGCAGUCCUGUCGAUGCAUACAGUAUGUACGUGUACAACCUCUCAGCGUGCGCCUCCUCACGCCCUCACCUUAACUGCGGGGAGUCCCACUACGACAUCCGCGGCGAUAUCUUCCUUGGCGCCCACCUCGACACCCGUUGCCGG